GCAUGCAAGGAAGAGAUGGAGGCAUGCAAGCCUGCCCUUCUGUUGGCUCUGUCGUCGUGCCCGCCUGCCGACGAGGAGGCACGCCGAAGGCUGUACGUCAUCCUCAGCCGUUGGCAGAUCAUCAUAGUGCUGCUGUUGAAGCAGCUCAGGACGGCAAGGAGGAGCAUAGGCGAGCAAGACUGCGCCGUCAUGACACGUUGCGCGUUGAGACCAAGCAUAGAGGCAACACAGGCUGCUUUCAAGCACGUCGCCAGGGAGAAACCCACACAGCGUCUGCACAUCAGAUCCUGCUUGUACAUAAUUCAGUGGAUCAGAGAAAUGUUGAAGUCUCAGAGGGCAACUCUGGACGGCCUGGAGAAGAAGGGACAAGACGUUGCGGCUUUGCGCAAACAGCACGACGCGAUGGAAAAAGAAGCCAGCAAACUGAGCCAGAACCUCGAGGGUGCCUUCGGGGCAGCCGGCGCUUACGACAACUCCUUGGACGCGGUGGAGUCCUUCCUAACCCAGGCGGAGGACUGUCUGCAACGCUACCUCAACUGCUGCCCCGAGCUGUACGCCAGCUACUUGCCAGCGCUUGAGGCUUUGGGACAGACACUGGAAAAACAAGAGAGACCACUGCUGGGUAGCCUGGAAGCUGCUCAGGCAGACCUGACAGAUGGCCAGGGACGCAAGCCCGAGAAGACUUCGCUGGAGCGUGUUCGGCAACUGCGGGACAGGUGGCACCAACUCAAGGACAAGACAUCUCAGCUGCACAGGGAAAUGCUUCAGCUGCAUUCCCUCUGGCUACGGUGGCUGACGGCGGAGGAGAAGCUCAUCAACUUGGCGCUGAAGGCAGCCCACGAAGAAGACAACGGCGGAGGAACCGAGUUGAGCUAUGCGCAGGCGGCAGCUCGAGCGGAUGUUCGCUCUGCUUUGAGAGAUCUAACCUCCGCAGACGUCUCCAGCCAACUCCUCGAUGCGUCACCGCUGAAAGCGCGCAUCAACGCCCUCCAAGCGUCUGCCCCGGCGCUCGUGGAGCCGCGGUCGGUGCCGCAUCGCCACUGCGACUGGUCCGCCUUGGGCUUCGCUGCACACCCGGCGAAACUCGAGCAGGAUCUCAAACAACUGGAGAAGGUGCUCCCGAGAGAACCCGAAAGUGACUGGAGCGUUGAGAAGCUGCAAAACCUUUGUGCUAAGCUUGAGAAGCUGUCCCGCGACGUGAUUCCACUGGGCGUCAACCUUCACUGCAUCCGGACAGACGACUCUGACAACCUGCUCCGCCGGUGGAGGAUCCUCUGCCACCGGCUCAUCAUCAUCUGGGGCAGUGCCCGAAGACUCCUCCUCCAGAAGGCACCCCUAGAAGACAGCUGCACAGACCUGCUCCGGCUCAGCCAGAGGUCACGCCAGACACUCACCAGUCUGACGGGCCCUCCCUUCCGCGACCCAGCGACCUGCAGGCAGCACCUCGAAGACGUUGGCAACUUGCAACUCCGGCUGGCAACGUUUAAGCCGAUGCUCACAGCACUGCGACAGCGCCGAUCCACACGAGAACAUGCCGAGUCUUGCGACCAGCUUGACUGGGCCAUGGACAGGAUGGCGCAGUCGGCGAGGGCAAGGGCCGGAGAAGCCUGGCUCUGGCUGAGGCCGUGGAUCACAUUCUGGACCUCGCUGGAUGUUGUCAACGGGCAGCUCUCAGCGCUGGAGCAGUCGGAAGUUGUUCAGCUGUCGGCACUGCCCGUGCUGGACCUGCGCUUCAUCUCAAUACUGUUCCAGCAUGAGCGACUGGCCAAGCAAUUGGAAGAAGCGAGACGUCACUGGGAAGCCCUGCACAGCCAUGAAGAACACCUGGUUCGCGUUGCACUGGCCGGACCGUGGCUGGAUGAAGUCAUGAAGCAGUCGCGCGAGUCGCUUCGUCGCCUUGAGGCACUCGAAGCGAGAGCAAGAGACCUCGAGAGGUGGUGCUCUAACUGGGACGCGCUAAAGCAAGAACUGCACAAUCUCGACACGAACAUGGCCGACGUGCUGCAGGGGAUCCAGGCAGCCGCUUCAAGUUCGCACCAGCCCCGCUUGCAGGAACCGGUGUCCAAGGAACGGUUGGAUCAGCUGAACCAAGCUGUAGACGUAUCAAGCAAGUGCCUGGAUAAGGUGACAUCGGACUGCGUCGCCACGGAAGCAGAGGCUGUGAAGAGUCACAUAGAGCACACCAGCAAGGCUGUCAGGGCGUUGUCGGAAUGCGGAAGGUUCUCUCCGGACCAAAGGGAACGAGCGAAGAAAUGUGUGGAACAGUUCGCCAGUUGCUGCGAGGAGCUGGACAGGCGGAAGAAACGGGACGACGAGAAGGCCACAUCAAAACCAAGUGGCGACGCUGCUGAACACCUAAAACAACAGAACGAGGAAUCGCAGAGGCACAAGGACGACUGCGAUGGACUGCUGCGUUACGGCGCGUCCAUUGGAACUUUGCUUCUGGAUGAGGACAUCAGGAAGGCAUUGGACAGCCAGCUUGCUGCCGUCAAGGAGUCGUGCAACAAGACUGAAGGGAACCUGCAGCAAAGCACAUUGAGGCUGAACGGCGUGGCUGGCUUGCAGCAGGAGUUCGAUGUGAGGUUGGAAGAAUUUCUCCUCUGGCUCGACGACAUGGAAGCAUAUCUUGCCUCCACGAUCGUACCAGCGGAAGCGCAGAGAGAACUGAAGUUGCUGGACGCGAAGAAGCAAGACGUGUCUGAACACAGCGAACUGCUGAAGCAGCUACAGACCAGUCUCGGCGAUUUGCUCAAGCACUACCAUGACCUCGUACCUAGUGAAGAUCAGGACAAGGCUAAGGAACAGCUGGCAGAUGCCGAGAGGCGCUGGCAGGCCUUGGCACCACUGAUCGAGGAACGCCGAAACAGAUUAAGUGCUGCGAAUGUCUUGUGGGAGGAAGUGAAGCAGUUGGCUGGUAGGCUCGCCAACGUGCGGACCGCAGAGGAGACCCUUGGCCGCACCUUUGGCGGCGACCUGGAAAGCCUUUUGCAAACUGUUGAAGCAUUGGAGCGCCUGCUGCCCGAAGUGCAAGAAAUAGAAGUCCCACUGAACAACGUCUGCCGCCGGUACGAGAGCCUGAUCCAGGACUGUCCGGUGGACGAGGGCCUCGGCACUUACAUCGACCAGUUGCGCUACGACUGGCUCGCGAGGAGGCACUCGGUGCGGGAAUCCCUGGAACGCUACCGCGGAGCGACGCACACCUGGGAGCAGUGGGACGCACUGCGGGAGCAACUCAUGCUAUGGCUGACCGAGAAGGACUUGAUGCUCAGCAGGCUUGAGAUGGGACACUCCACGGAGGAGGACGACCCCGAGGCACUGCGGCAGGAGCUCCUUCAAGGCAGCACCCAGUUCACCGAGCUGAGAGCUGCCGGCUCGGAGGUCGAGCGGUUCGGCCUCCUGCUGGCAGGCAUCGCCACGGGCCCGGCACUGGGAGAGCUGCACCUCUACUGGCAGGACCUGUGCCAGCGCGCGGGCGCGCUGGUUGGAACCAGGUCGCCGGACGAGGACAAGGAACCAAUUCAAGAAGACAUUGAACAAAGUCAGCAAUUAACUGGCGCUACUUCCUCGUCAAUCAUUCCUCCUGUUGCCGGCGAGCACGGCGAAGUUACGCCGGAGAAGCUUCCAAUCGCCGGAGCUGCUUCGCAGAACCUCCACCAAGUUGUAAAUGUGCUCGUCAGCAACAUCAGCAAUGAUCAGCGUCUCAGACGCAUGCGAAGCUCGUCCGAGAGCAGCGAAGCUGAUGACGAAUUGACCGAUUUGCUGGAAACUGUGGCUCCCGAGAAAGCCUUUGAACAAGAACAAGAACAGAGGCCCGACGUUUCGGAUGUAGAAGAGGCGCUGCUGCGUCUGGAACAGUGGCUCGAAACGGUUCCCGACCGGUUUGGACCGGACAAGGUCCCGGAAGACCUCGAAGAACUGACUGCGCUUGUUAACUCGCACAGCGACUUUCUUGAUGAGUGCCGCAGGUACAAGAUCCUCCUGGACUGGCUUCAAGGACAAAAGAUCAGAGAUCCUCAUCUGCAGAAAAGGCUUAAGGCUGCUGCUGCACGCUGGGACACGGUAUGCCAGAACGCGUGGAACUACCAGGAGCGUCUGCGAUGGGCAUUGCUGCGCUGUCCACACUACAGCAGCGCCCUCCAGCAGCUGGCUCUGUGGAUGAUCGCCACCAGGAAAUGGCUCAAGGGUCGGGACAAGGACGCCAACCUGCCACCACGGCUCCUGGUGGCCCGCUACCGCCAGAUCCUGGUGCUGCAAGACCAGUUACACCGGUUCCUGCCGCGGCUAAAAGCCCUGAACACGAUACAAGAGUCCACGCCCCCAUGCGAGGGCGACUCCGACGCUGGACAGCCACGCGAGCACAAGAAGACCAAGGAGGCGGGCGAAGUGCUUGCCCUUCUGCAGUCCCUGUUGGCACUGUGUGCACUCCGAGCCAGCGCCCUCCGCAAGGACCUGCUCCAGUCCGACCUAAUACCGCAUGAUCCAAGUCUUGAAGAAGAGAUCAUUCCGUCUACAAUGGAAGCCCAACAGUCAGGCGCGGCUGAGCCGAUGUUCCUGGCCGAGCUAGACGACGACGUAUCGUCGGCGCGUCCCUGGUCGUCACUCUUCUGGGGCCGCGUAGCUCGCACCGCGCUGCCCAUCCAGCUGCUGCUCCUCAUUCUGCUGGGCGCGGCCAGCCUGCUGCCUAUGUCCGAGCAGGACUUCAGCUGCGUGCUCACCAACAACUUUGCCCGCUCGCUGGACCCGAUGCUGCGGUACCCGCAGGGACCGCCGCCCGUCUAGACCACCCGUCCGCCAUCUUGUUUUCACGGUGGACCAUGUGAUCCGACCGUGCCAUCGAGCGACGCGCACCCGCUAUCUUGUUCGCGCGGCGGACGAUAGACAGUUUAUUCAUAAUGGAUGUGUGCGGUGUGCUUCAGAGGGAAACAAAGAAUUCCUUGAAUUGUUUGUAGAGGUCGCUGCCGCGCUGUGUUAGGUGGUAAAACAAUCAUUGGAUAGUUUACACUGACGUCAUCGUGAACGCCAUCUUUGAGUACGAUUGUGCGUCUGGACCACAGGCUCGUUUUGCGCCUGGAGACAGAUCGACAACAGUGAUAAUCCGCUGAAGAACUGCCACGGUUAAGCGAAGCAUGCGCGUAAUGUUGUGUGCUGACGUCACCGUACGCGGCCGCUAUAUGUUAAGUUCUGACGCCAUGAGAUAUUGAGCUGCAUCUGUGACGUCAACUGGCAAUCAUCUCUAAUGAAGGUCGUUUCGACAGAGCCCUUGGCUGUUCUGUUUUUCUUGCCCGCAUUGCGCUGGUUCAGUACUACGCAGAUUAUGCAUAUAGCAUGAAGUCGCGGGUUCGAUUCCUGGCCCCGGAGGCUGUAUUUCGGCGCAGGCGGAAUGCAAGAGCUCUUGUGUGCCCUGUUCUUGGAGCGCCUCAAAGACAUUCAAAAUUUUGAAAUCUUCGCGGUACGCUGUACUUGGCGGAACAGCGCGCUGCUAUCAGCAAUUUUUUUCUUGGCCGGAAAAUAAAUUGAUGUUUGCAACCGCUGUAACGCAAAGUCGACGUGAGAAGCAGUUUUAUCUUCUUUUUUUUUUUUUUAAUUAGGCAGGCUGCCAUUGUGCGCCAAUUUUUUUUAAUGAAGCCGCCUCAGCCGGCGUCAGCGCCGCCACAUCUUUCUUUACUCGGUUGCACACCGCACACGCCGAGAACAACGCUUAACACAUUACUCGACCUUGUACGGUGCGCUACAUUAGGGAGUUUUAGCGAACCGCAAACCUGGUGCUGGUACAGGUGCGGAGUUACGCGCAUGCGCGGAGGCCGGUCCGGCGUGCGCGUUCAUGGAUACCAACUCCGAGAGCCCAAACAGCAAGCCGCACCACGGGAACGGAUUUCAGGUUCACUGAAACUCCCCAAGUCAUCAUUCGCCCAUUACAUGUUUGCCUUUCUGAUACGCUGUGAUAAGAGAGCAAAGGGGAGAGAAAUCAUUUAUCGCCCUGGUGUGAUGUGAUAGCGCUGCGGUAGCUGGUGCCUUUUUUUCUUUUAUAAGAGUAGCUAUACAUGUUUCAUAGGCAGUUUUCUUCUAUAGUUUCGUUUUUCCUUAGUGCCCUCGCUAUACCGUAUUUCUUACAGUACGCAUGCUGGAGCUGUUGUCGUCGUUCUCGUCACGUUAUUGUCACCCUCGUUGACGCGUGUAUCCUAGAAUGUUUUAGCAACUAUUUUUAAAGCAUCCGUAACGACGGACUUUGAGAUUCUCGCGCGCGCUAGCGCGAUCUCGGAGGUCAUGCUUAAAAACAAAGCGGUAUGAACGCUUAACUAUAUAUCGCAGCUACGAAACUCUUUCUAUACACUCAUCCGCUUUUUCGACUGCUACUAUCGCGCGACAAAACCCUAUCGUGUCCCAGGGUAACGAAUUACGACUUUUUCUCUUCUUUUUUUGUCAAUUUUUACGAGCUCUUUGUACAAUACACCCAACUUCGCCUCACGAAAACCAGGUGUGGACGAUAUUGUACCAGCGAUUAAGGACCGCUGUUACUUGCGCGUGUGUUCAAACAAAUAUAUAGGAUGUUGUACUUAUCAUGUGUAUCAUUUCGGGGAGUGUGUUAAAUCGUGGAACUCUAGAGUUAAUGGUCGUUAAUUUUUAUCGCCUUUGUUGAGAAUCGCCGCCAUAAAUGCGUUUAACGAGAGAUGCAAAACUCUCUUACCAUUCUGUGUGCAUGCCGUGUUGGUAGUUUUGGCUUGUUUCUAUCAAAACUUUCGCUGUGAGCGCUUUGACUACGCGAAAGUCCCAGUCAUGCAAACCUUGUUAUAGCCUUUGAAAAGCGCGUAGUAGAUGUAUGUGUUGUCUUGAAUGUUUUAGUAUAUAACUACAUAGUGUUAUAUGCCUUGGUCGCAGCUUUGGAGCGAGAAGUGUCAAAUGUGUUCUCAUCUCCCCUUCUGGUGCUUGUUGAGCGUAGUUGGGAAAAAGCCUGUACAGAGAGCAAAUAAAAGUGUGUGUGUCUUGCCUUU
Molecule: messenger RNA, 6989 nt
Organism: Rhipicephalus sanguineus (brown dog tick)
Lineage: Eukaryota; Metazoa; Arthropoda; Arachnida; Ixodida; Ixodidae
Biological process (GO): nuclear migration
Cellular component (GO): nuclear outer membrane; cytoplasm; meiotic nuclear membrane microtubule tethering complex
Molecular function (GO): actin filament binding
Source: RefSeq, a predicted model, not a curated record